Chenopodium quinoa (quinoa) is the source of this 1611-nucleotide messenger RNA. RefSeq lists its product as uncharacterized. The record is from RefSeq and is a predicted model, not a curated record. Lineage: Eukaryota; Viridiplantae; Streptophyta; Magnoliopsida; Caryophyllales; Amaranthaceae. Gene Ontology annotation, molecular function: nucleic acid binding. Gene Ontology annotation, biological process: DNA integration. Bases 1 to 1611 code for a protein of 536 amino acids. The transcript has 4 exons.
AUGAUUUACGUUUCGGACAAGGGACGCUCCGAAAAAAUCUUGGGCAGUCAAAAGGAGGCCCGAAGAUGCAACCACCUCAAACCAUCCAAGAGUCGUCGCAACGACAAGGAUGAUGAGGAGGAAAAAGAAAAAGACCGAGGAACGAAAAGGCCCAAGGGCUUAAGUGCCUCGGCUCAAGGAUCCCCAGUAAAGAAGACUUCUUUGGGGAAAGAAAAGGCUAGUUCUUCGUCUGAGCCAAAAGACUCAGGAAGUCAGCCAAAGUCUGGGAAGCCCACUGAUAUUGAUAGCAGGCCUGAAUCCGACGAAUCUAGUGCUAGAGCAAUGGAACUGGAUAAUCAGACAGAAUCAAUACCGUUGACCGAAGGAGAUGAUGAAAAAUGUGUUCAUCUCUAUAGCCUCAGACAAGGGAUUGCCUUUCUUCAAAGCGCUCAAACUCCCAAAAUCAAAAGAGCUCAUCUGGAAGACGAGCAAAAGCAAGCCUUUCAGCAACUCCGUGAGCACCUAGCUCACCUCCCAACACCGGCAAGCCCAACUGAUAGAGAAACGUUGUACUUAUACGUGGCAGUGUGUCCAGCCACUAUCAGCGCGGUGUUUCUAAGGGAAAAAGAGAAAAUUCAGCAGUCGAUCUAUUUUGUCAGCCAUACUCUGACAGAUGCUGAGACACGCCACCCCUUACUCGAAAAGGUUGCUUAUGCAGUGGUGAUCCGAGGAGAAUAUGAGGCCAAAGAGCCCUCAAUGGUUUCUUACCUCGCAAAGAUCAAAACUGUAAUCGUGAAGCUGAGAUCUUUUGAAGCGGAACUGAUCCCAAGAGGUCAUCAAGCCGACGCACUCUCCAAACUUGCAAGUUCAUCUCUAACCGAGCUGAACCGAUCUGUUUAUGUGGAGGUGCGCCGAGAAAGAAGUGUUGACCAAGAACCUGAGGUUCAUCAUCUUCAAAGGGGAGCUCCUGAAGAAAUCAUUCCCAGCCCCACUAUUGAAGUGCGUGGGUCCAACAGAUGCAGAUUACAUCCUUUGGGAAAUUCAUUUCGGCAUCUGCGGGAACCAUAUAGGGGGAAGAACUUUAGCCCUAAAGCACUAAGGGAAGGAUUCUAUUGGCCCACAAUGAUUCAAGAUGCUAAGGAACUGGUCAAAAAGUGUGAAAAAUGCCAAACAUUUGCACCAGUCAUCCGUCAGCCGUCCCGAGAUCUUCAGCCAAUCUUGAAUCCACUUCCAUUUGCUCAAUGGGGAUUGGACAUUUCGGGACCUUUUCCCGAUGCUCCAUACCAAGAAAGAUGGCUGAUAGUCGGCAUAGACUAUUUCAGCAAAUGGAUCGAAGCCGAAUCAUCUUCGAACAUUACAGAGCAAAUAGUCAGAGAGUUCAUCUGGCAAAACAUUAUCACUCGCUUCAGAAUUCCGAAGGUUUUGCUCUUUAAUCGUGGGAGGCAAUUUGAUAACUUGCCUCUAAAGCGGUACACAAAUCAUUUCGGCAUUAAAUUGGCGUAUUCUGCGGUUUGCCAUCCCCAGAGUAAUGGUCAAGCCGAAGCUGCAAAUAAACAGAUCCUUAACGCUCUCAAGAAGAGGGUUGAAGAUCAAAAUUCCAAGUGGAUAGAGGAACUCCCAGGGAUUCUCUAG